AAUAAAGCCUUCAUUUUUUGGAAUUCCAUUUUCUUCCGUGUCUUGUUUCUUCUCUGCACCCUUUGGGAUCUCUUGCAUAGACCAACCCCAGAAGAAGGAAAAAAAUAAAAAAUAAAUAAAAAUCAACCCUUUUUGUAAAUCCCCACCUUUUGUUCUGCUAAAGAAUUUAUUUUUCCUUUUUAGUUCCUGCAAUUUAUCUUUCUGGAUCCUAAUUGGGUUUGAUCUUUCUCUUUCAAUUUGGUGAUUAUGUUGAAAAUUCUUGAAUUUUUAUGGUGGUUGAAUUUUUUUCAGGGUUUGGAUUUGGGGGUUAGGUUCAGGGUUUCUUUUGAAUUGGUGUGGUGAUUGGAUGUUGAUCUGGGUUUUGUGCCUGUCAUGUAUGUCUUUCCUUGGGAUUUAAUUGGGUUUUGGAAAUUGGAACGUAGUUUAUCCCCAAUAUUUUUAUGGGCUUCCUUUCUAUUUCUUCAUUCCAGAUGCUUCUAACUUUUUUUUGUUUGAUUUGGUGAUUGGAUGGUGUGCAAUUGGAAUAUUUUACAAUUGUCAUGUCUGUUAUUGAAAUAGAGGUUUCUGCUUGGAAAUCAUUACUAUUUUGGUUGUUUAUUUGUUUAAAUUUGUGCAGUAGAUGUUUUGCUUGGGCAAAUAAGUCCUUGUUGUUCAUGAAUCUUUGAGAACUUGCAAAACUUUGUGGCUUUGAUACUGCUGUAUAGGAUUUUGUUAUUUUUGUCAUGUCUAUUUUUUAUUCUAUUGGUUUCUUCUUGAUAUUUGAUAUUGGGGCUAAGAUUCGAAUUUGAUACUCUAUGCUAUGAUCCAUGUCCAUUUGAUUGGUUAUAUGACUUUAACAGUGCCUUCCAUUCUUUUGGACUUUUGAAGGGUAUGUGGGAUAGACACCCUGAAUGUGUAAAAUUUGAUUUGAUGUUCCUAAGUAGUUGUAAUGUGGACAUCUUGGUUGUAUUGGAUAGUAGGAUGAAUGUUGAUGUUAUAAGAUACCUUCACUUGCAUAUUUACGAACCCACCCUGAUAAUGUCUUUGUAAUUUCCUGAAUUUUUCUGUCUCUAAGUAAUAACACCAACAUGUUGUACUGGAAAAUAAGUCUAGCCUCUCACAACAAGAAUGCAUUUAAGUCCUUUUGUUUCUUAUUUACUAUCUUGCAUUCUUUCUUAAUGUUCAUUUAAGUCCCUAGGUUGAAUUACACUAUUGCAGACAGCCAUUUCUUUGCAUGAUCUUGGAUGCAAAACAAUUUAAAUUGGAUUCUUUGACUAGCCUAGAUAACAGAAUCCAUGUUGUGACUUGUGGUCUAGCAUAUUAAGUGAUUCACCAAUGAACAUGUUAGAAUAGAAAACUCCCAUCUUAUUCAAAGUAUAGUGUUGUAUUAUUGAAUCAGUUUGAUUGAAGUGACCUUAUUUCUCUGUUUAUAGGGUUGUAUUUCUAACUGCUGAUUCCUAGAUUUUAAAUUUAAUUGAUUCUGAAAUUUAUUUGAUUGAGAUCUUGUGUUGCUGAACGUAGUCUUUUUCUUCCUUUUUUGGUGGUGUACCCGCAGAUUUUGGGGCUUGUUGGUGAUUCUGUUGUACAGAAGUGUUCGUUAGUUAUACAUUUGUUCAAGAUUGUUGUAUAGAUUGAUUCAUUAUUUUAACGUACUUUGGAGCAUUGCAUGAGGGAUUGCCCUCUGAUUCUUUUGUGAAGUCAACUAAAGUUCCUAUAAUUACAAACUGAGACUCAGAAGCCUCCAGUAGGGAAUAUAGCUAGAGCUUAUUGCCUUGGUAAGUUUAUAAGCAAACAAUGCAGCAUAUUGUUACCCUCUUGUCCUUUAUUUCCAUUCUGAAAAAUGCCUUUUGCAUUGCCCACACUAAAUCUUUGUUUGGAACUAUUUAAUUUCUUGUCUUGUAUGGAUCUCCUUUUUCAUUUUUUCCAUUGGUAAAAUUUUGCUAGUCAUAUUUAUCAGUUUAGACUGUUUUUUAUGGAUACCUAAUUUUCUUCUAUGAGAAAAGCUGGAUAUUACAAUGAAGAGACCUAAUUUUCUUCUACAAGAAAUCUGGAUUUUGAACUGGGCCAGAAAGUCUUUGUUUUAAUUGUAUUUUACCAUAUGAUAAAUUUUCUUUUGGGAUUGGCUUCAAGAAGUAGUAGAUUAAUAGUCACUAAAGCAAAGUGUCAUUACAUUGAAAGUUAUUAUGUUUUGGUAUCUCAUGUUCAGACUUUGGUAAAUAUACAAAGUGUAGUUUCAGCAGAUAAGAUUGAUCGUCAUAGUCCAUUUCUAAUCGAAUUAGUUUUAGUUCAAUGUUAUGGAAUGACACCAUUCUAGUAUAGGUCUUUUAGUUUAAAGAAUCUGUUAAUGUAGGUGCCAUUAGAUUGAGUGAUGAUUUGAUAUCCUAGUCAAAUGGUCAGUUUUGAAUCCAAGAUGAUGUUAUAUUCAUGUCUAUCGGGAAGUAUCAAGAAGUAAUAGCACCUUGUUUAAAUGUAUAAUUCAAAUGAUGCAAUUGGGGCAACCUAAUAAUUUGGUUAAUGGUACAUUUUGUGUUGUCAACAGUCUGUUCUGCUUAUCAGUUUUUUGUUUUUUUUUACUGUUUUAAAUUUCUUUUAUAUUGAUUUCUAUAUAGUCGAGCAAAUAAAGAUUUUUGUGCCAUGAAAGUAUUAACAUCUGGGGAGGGAAAAAGUGUGAUAUACUUCAUUUUGAAUUAUAAAUUAAUGGAUGCACUACAGAGUCAACAUAUUCAAACCCUAGAUGAAGAUUAUACAUUGGUGAUUUAAAUCUCAGAAUCAUGCAUAGAAUCAAAACAUUACUUUCUUCUUAUCAUGUUGUGUAGGAAGGGUAGUAUAUAGACUUCACUGGUGUGUAAAUAAAAAGGAAAAUGUUAUACAAGAUUUAGUCAAAGUCAAUUUUUCCCUUUUGUAUUUUGUUCUUUUUUAAUGUCUGAGAGGGGGAAAAGAAAGGGCAAAUAUAAUUAAAUUUAAAGGAAUGCAUAAAAAUUGGUUGAAAGGAAGUAAUUAGAAUUCCGAACAAUAUAAUCCGUCAAUCUUAUCACCUUCCUUCUUGCUGUUGUUUAUGCAUUCUUGUGCUCAUACAUUCACAAUAGGACAAAGCUUAAGUGGUUCAUAUGGACUUUAUUAUACCUAGUUUUAGUUAAAUAGAAUAUUUCUUCUACUGCUGACCAUGUCUUUUAUUUUUAACUUUAUGUAAAAAAGUGUAUGUUAUCUUGUUAUGAAAAAAUGAAAAAAAAAUAGUCUUGUUUCUUGCAUCCUUUUCUAAUUAGUUCAAUAUGUUUAGUAGUUAACACCGUGUGAAGAAGAUGGCUGGUGUUAAGAGAAGAUUAUGUAGUGAUUCAGAUAUCCAUGCUCUUCACAAAGAAUUGGAUGAAGUUUCUUGUCCUAUCUGCAUGGACCAUCCACAUAAUGCUGUUCUCCUCCUUUGCAGCUCUCAUGAGAAGGGCUGCAGAUCUUACAUUUGUGAUACAAGUUAUAGACAUUCAAAUUGCCUGGACCGUUUUAAAAAAAUGAGGGACAAUUUUAAGGAGAACCAAAAUUUACCCAGUUCUUUAGUAAACACAAACAAUUCUGGUAAUAGUUUUGAUAUUAACCUUACUGUGCAAUCUGACAUGCAUGAUGUUAAUGAACUCCAUCAAAAUGAAAUUAAUGCUCUAUUGUCUGUUGGACUUGCACAAGGAUCAAGACAGGGUGAUGCCCAAGAUCCAAAUAGGCUUUUAGACCAACAUGAUGAAGGAAUUUUAGAAACUGCUGAUUCUGAGAACUUGCAGGACAGGGCUGUGAUUGAGGAUUUAAAUGCAGAUAAUUCGUCUGAGUCAAAAUUGAACUUGAAAUGCCCUUUAUGUAGAGGUGCAGUAUUGAACUGGAAGGUGGUUGAAGAGGCUAGAAAUUAUCUGAACAUGAAGAAGAGAAGUUGCUCAAGGGACUCGUGCUCAUUCGUUGGUGAUUAUCUGGAAUUGCGUAGGCACGCAAGGAGAGUUCAUCCCACUUCUCGUCCCUCUAACAUUGAUCCUACAAGAGAAAGAGCUUGGCGACAUUUUGAGGACCAAAGAGAAUAUGGUGAUAUUGUGAGUGCUAUUCAGUCUGCCGUGCCUGGAGCUGUGCUAGUUGGGGACUAUGUUCUUGAGAAUGGAGACGGUAUUGGUAGGUUACCAGACGAACGUGCUGAAGGCAACAUUGGCAACGCCAAUGGACCAUGGUUAACCACCACUAUCUUGUUUCAGAUGAUGGAUAGCACCGUUGAAAUUGUUAGGGAACCAAGAGCACAUUCGAGUGCCUGGACAAGGCACCGUCGUUCAUCUGAACGUCGGCGCUAUCUGUGGGGUGAGAAUUUAUUGGGUCUUCAUGAUAAUGACAUUGAGGAUGAUCUGCGUAUAUUUAGGGAUGCGGGUGAAGAUGCAUCUCCUGUGCCAAGGAGGCGUCGGCGUUUGACCCGGACAAGGUCCAAUGAAGAUCAACCUUGAUGACUGCCACCAUUUUACCUGAAUUGUCUGAACAGCAUGCAGAACUUGUUCAAAGUUUUGUACUGGAAACACGCAUUCAGGCCAAUGUACCAGCUUUGGACCCAGUAGAGUAUGCUGAAGCAGCAAGUUCAGAAUAAAUCAUUGUCAAAUCCUUAAACACAAGUUUCCUUGAAACAAGGAAAAUUGCUAGAAGGAUGAUUACAAAGACCCCUUUAAUGUAAAGACAUUUAGCCUUGGGAUUACUAAACAUCUGGGUGAUUUGGAAGGUUAUUUCACAGUUAAUAUUUGUAUUAUUAUGUAUAACUUGUACUGUAAGUACUUUAUUGUUGUUCAAUCCUUUUCUUAUCUCUACUAAAUUGUUUGCUUUAAGCUUGAGAAUACUGUGUGAUUCUUAUGAGGCACAUUGUGUAUCUGUUUGCUGGGGUAUAAUGAAAAAUCUAGACCAGUGCCCUCA
Molecule: messenger RNA, 4890 nt
Organism: Glycine soja
Lineage: Eukaryota; Viridiplantae; Streptophyta; Magnoliopsida; Fabales; Fabaceae
Exons: 2
Coding region: 3279-4436 (385 amino acids)
Source: RefSeq, a predicted model, not a curated record